GUUCUGGGAUAGCGAUGGGGACGCCCGGGACCUCGGCGGGCUCUCUGUUUCUGCCCUCCGCGUCCGCGCCCCCGAGGAAGCGCGCGGCUGGGGAGGCCGGGGUUGCGAGAAGCAAGCAGCGGGUUCUGGAUGAAGAAGAGUACAUCGAGGGACUCCAGACAGUCAUCCAGAGAGAUUUCUUCCCUGAUGUGGAGAAGCUGCAGGCACAGAAGGAAUACUUGGAGGCUGAGGAAAAUGGAGAUUUGGAGCGUAUGCGCCAGAUUGCCAUCAAGUUUGGCUCUGCUCUGGGCAAGAUAUCUCGGGAACCUCCACCACCCUAUGUUACUCCGGCCACCUUUGAAACUCCCGAGGUACAUGCAGGCUCUGGUGUGGUGGGCAGCAAGCCCCGGUCGCAGGGCCGGGACCUAGAUGAUGGAGAGGCUGCAGAUGAGGAGGAGAAGGAACCGCUGCCCAGCCUGGAUGUCUUCCUGAGCCGCUACACAAGUGAGGACAAUGCCUCCUUCCAGGAGAUCAUGGAGGUGGCCAAGGAAAAAAGCCAUGCCCGUCAUGCGUGGCUCUACCAAGCUGAGGAGGAGUUUGAGAAGCGACAGAAAGAUAAUCUUGAACUCCCAUCGGCAGAGCACCAAGCCAUUGAGAGCAGUCAGGCUGGAGUAGAGACCUGGAAGUAUAAGGCGAAGAAUUCUCUUAUGUACUAUCCUGAGGGUGUCCCUGAUGAAGAGCAGUUGUUCAAGAAACCACGUCAGGUAGUUCAUAAGAACACACGCUUCCUCCGGGACCCCUUCAGUCAGGCCCUGAGCAGGUCCCAGCUACAGCAGGCAGCUGCCCUGAAUGCCCAGCACAAACAGGGCAAGGUUGGCCCUGACGGCAAAGAGCUUAUUCCUCAGGAGUCCCCCCGAGUGGGCGGCUUUGGAUUUGUUGCCACUCCUUCUCCUGCUCCUGGUGUGAAUGAGUCCCCCCUGAUGACUUGGGGAGAAGUUGAGAACACCCCCCUAAGAGUGGAAGGGUCAGAGAGCCCCUAUGUGGACAGGACACCAGGCCCGACUUUCAAGAUCUUGGAACCAGGCCGCAGGGAGCGUCUGGGUCUGAAGAUGGCCAAUGAAGCAGCUGCCAAAAACCGGGCCAAGAAGCAGGAAGCAUUGCGGAGAGUCACAGAGAACUUGGCCAGUCUUACUCCCAAAGGCCUGAGCCCAGCCAUGUCCCCAGCCCUUCAGCGUCUCGUAAGCAGGACAGCCAGCAAGUAUACAGAUCGCGCCCUGCGGGCAAGCUAUACACCAUCCCCAGCACGUUCUACCCACCUCAAGACCCCAGCUGGUGGGCCACAGACCCCGACAAGCACACCAGCCCCUGGGUCUGCUACCCGCACACCCCUCACACAGGACCCAGCCUCCAUCACAGACAACCUGCUGCAGCUUCCUGCCCGGCGCAAAGCUUCAGACUUCUUUUAGAGCCAAGCCUGGCCGGACCUGUGGAUGCUUUGUGGGACACUUUGUAGAGCGUAUACGACAGCUGUCUACUCUUCAGAGGACUCCAGGCCUUGGAGAGCCAGACCACAGGCACCACAAGUGUGUAGUGCUGUGCCGUGGCCAGGUUGGCACAUCACACUGACCACUCCUCUUGGGAGUAUAGCAUUGGUGCUGUCCCCCAAGGCCCUGCUGAAACUGAACCCUCAUUAAAGAACACCUGGCACCAUCUGGCCGGGCUGCCAAUCCAUAUCCUGGGGCCCACCUGGGUGUCUCAGGACCUCAGGACUAAGAAUCAAGGGGCUCUGGGGGAGGAGAUGUGUAGCUGACAGAGCUGCCUUCUAUGCUGAGUUCACACCUGAGCCUUCCACUGUGAAGGGUAGCUCAGACCCCAAAAAUCAUGCCAUUGCACUCAUGGGUUCUGGGUCCAGCUCGGCAGCUCCCAGCUAGGUCUGACUAUUUGGAUUAUUGGUUACAGGCCCCGGUAGGUCCUGUUUAUCAGGCUAACACCAGGACGAGUCACUUUCCUGUGACUUCAGCUCUUACCUCCUAGCACCUAACUUCUAGCUCAGGUAGGCCUACAAUACCUCCCCGCCCUAAUCUCUGCUUAUCCCAGUGUUCUUGACACUUCCUCCUGGGCUCUGCCAAGACACCAGCCUUACCUCAGUCUGGGCUGUGAUAUGAAAAGAUGAAUUUGGGUUUGCUGUAAACCUGUGAGUGCCAUGUGCACCAGCAGCCUGCUCUUUGCCUGUGGAUUAAGGGUAACUAGCCCUCAGGUGACUAGUGGCCUACUGGGCCCAUGAGCCUAUGCCUUACAAAGGUGAAGAGUCCCUACUGUCUAGGCCUAUCAGAGUCUGAAACUAUGAUCUAAUUCCCCAUCCAAUGGUCUUGAAGCUGCUGGUGGUGUCACAGGGCUUGAGCUAUUCAGGUAGCCUAAAGCACACCUGACUCUUCUUAGCCCCAGACCCUGCUUUGAUUCCAUGAGAGCCACCUUUCGAGUCUGCUGGCGUUGGUCCACUCAGGCCUCUGCACUGGUGUUCUCUGGAAACCACCUGGGUUGGGUACUCCCUGCCUUGGCUCUUGUUCUGCCUGGUGUUUGUCUGUUUGACACAGCUGGAGUUACCCUAAGAGGAAGGAACCUCAACUGAAGAAUUACUUCUCAUCAGACUGUCCUGAGGGCAUGUCUGGGGGGGGGGCAUUUUCUUGAUUGCUAACUAAUGUAGAAGGGCCGGGCCCUGCAGCGGCAUACCUGGGUGGUGGCCCUGGGGAGUAAGAGCCUGGGAGUAGGCUAGAGAGAAGCCAAGAAGCAGCGGUCCUCCAUGGUCUCUGCUUUGGGUCCUCCUUGGGCUCCUGCUCUGGCUUCCCUCAGUGAUGGACCGUGACCUGAAAGUGUGCACUGAAAUAAACCAGUUCCUCCCCUAAGUUAUUUUUGGUGAAAGUUUUUAUCAUGGCAUCAGAGACAAACUAGGUCAGGCCUCUGCUAACCAGAUGUCCCCCAUGAGUUCCUGUGCCCUGGGAGCCUCAGUACUAGAACUGGGAUCCUAGGCUAGGGAGUUUGUACUUUUGUCUCUCAGGGAAGUUGAGCUUUAAUCCAAGGGGUUCCCUGAGUGAGUGGGAAGCAGAGACGGGAGAUGGGAGCAUGCAUGCUGCCUAGGUGCUGACCCCUUCAAGCAUUUGACCAGUGUGAGGGAAGGAUGUAACCAGGAAUGGCAUCUAGACACUUUGAUUGAGGAAUGCAGGUCGACAGGAUGGGGAAGAUAGCAACAAGCUGUCAGCUGGGCCACCCCAUUCCUGGGGAUAGGAGGGUGAGGCUUGAGCAGUUUUGAUUGUCUCUGAAGUUAAUGGAUACUGACCACUGGGGAGGAAUAAGACAGGGUCAGGGUAGCUUAUAUUGCAUUAGUUAAGGAAGAAGCAUGGAGCUGUCCAGGCCUGGAAGCCUUGGGGGUGGGAGAAGGCCAGAGGCUGACAAGCGUAAGCCUGGCAAAGGACUAUGGCAGAGGUCCCCUCUGCCACAGGCCUCAUUGAGUCUGCCUGGGCCUGAGUAUGCUGGACAUCCCCGCGCUGGAUGAGUCCUAGAGAAAAAGACUCCUCACUGGGCACUCUGAAUACUUGUAUACACUUUGUGAUUUAUUUGGUGGUCAGUAAUUAAUGUCUUUGCUACUAAGUGGAAAAAAGCUAAUAGAACGUAAUCAAAAUAGUGGUUUAA
This is a messenger RNA of Microtus oregoni (creeping vole), 3666 nucleotides long. It is a transcript of the gene Ess2, whose product is annotated as ess-2 splicing factor homolog. Lineage: Eukaryota; Metazoa; Chordata; Mammalia; Rodentia; Cricetidae. The transcript has 10 exons. Gene Ontology annotation, cellular component: catalytic step 2 spliceosome. The record is from RefSeq and is a predicted model, not a curated record. Bases 15 to 1445 code for a protein of 476 amino acids.